Messenger RNA from Nelumbo nucifera (sacred lotus), 1348 nucleotides. The record is from RefSeq and is a predicted model, not a curated record. NCBI's taxonomy places the organism in Eukaryota, Viridiplantae, Streptophyta, Magnoliopsida, Proteales, Nelumbonaceae.
ACAAUUCCACCAAAUCGCCAUUGCUGAACAGAUAAAGAGAGCCGGUUCUUUUCUUCCUCUUCUUCUUUCUCCUCUCUGUUCUUCAAUCAAUCAUCGAUGGAUUCAUGUGAAUCUGAAGUAACCUUUGAUUUCUUUCCUUACUUCCGCAUUUACAAAGAUGGCCACAUCGAGAGGCUCGUAGGCUCUAAUAUGGUUCCACCAUCCCCAGAUCCGCACACCGGCGUUCUAUCAAAAGAUGUCAUUGUCUCGACGGAAACCGGUGUAUCUGCACGGAUUUUCCUCCCAAAUGUAAACACUUCCGACCAACCACAUCGGAAGCUCCCCCUCCUUGUUUACUUCCACGGUGGUGCCUUCUGCAUUGGGAGCGCUUUCUCCUCUGCCUACCACCAUUACGUCAGUUCACUAGUUGCGGAAGCAAACGUCAUCGCCGUAUCAGUGGACUACCGACUAGCUCCAGAGCACCUUCUCCCGACGGCCCACCUCGACUGUUUGGCCGCCCUUAAAUGGGUGGCUUCCCAUUCAAAAGGUGAAGGGCCGGAAGCUUGGCUGAACGAUCACUCGGACUUCGACCGAGUGUUUCUGGCCGGGGACAGCGCGGGUGCCAACCUCGUGCAUUACGUCGCAAUGCGGGUUGGGGAGUCGGAAGUGGAUGGUCUGAAGAAUCUACUGGGGAUAGCUCUGAUCCAUCCGUACUUCGAGGGAAGGGAACCGGUUGCACCGGGAACAAGCGACGAGGAGAAGAAGUCAAAGGUUAGCAAAUUCUGGGCUUACCUGUGUCCGUCAACCAGUGGGUGCGACGAUCCGCUGAUCAAUCCGGCAGCAGGUCCGAGCAUGUCGAGUCUGGGAUGCACUCGGGUGGCAGUCUGGGUGGCGGAGAAAGAUAGUGUGAGGAAAGAAGGUGUGUUUUACUACGAAUGGUUAAAGAAGAGUGGAUGGGGGGGAGUGGUAGAAAUAUCUGAAGAACAAGGGGAAGAGCAUGUUUUCCAUCUGGUGAAACCUGACAGUGAGAAAGCCAUGGCCAUGAUGAAACGCUUGUCCUCUUUUCUCAACCAGAAACUGGAACAUAACAAUUCGCUCCUCUGAUUAUAAUUCCAAAUUCCAGUCGAAUUAGGGAAAUAUAUAGAUAUCACACAACUAUCAUCCUCAUGGCUCAUCGUCUAUCUUAUCCCACUGAUGAGAGUAAUAUGUCUGAGCGACGAUCCAAUUCUAUGUGAUUUAAACAGAAGUUAAUUGCAGACUAGUAUCUAGAGUUGGAAUUUCAUGAGACAGCUGUUUGUAAUAUUAUGACCUCUGCAAAAUUUCAACGAAUAAAAAUGCUGUGGUGAGCUGAUUGAUUGGUUGUUUUGCA